This is a messenger RNA of Polyodon spathula (Mississippi paddlefish), 1563 nucleotides long. It is a transcript of the gene rnaseh1, whose product is annotated as ribonuclease H1. The transcript has 8 exons. The coding region runs from base 119 to 1057 and encodes 312 amino acids. NCBI's taxonomy places the organism in Eukaryota, Metazoa, Chordata, Actinopteri, Acipenseriformes, Polyodontidae. Gene Ontology annotation, molecular function: RNA-DNA hybrid ribonuclease activity; nucleic acid binding; magnesium ion binding. The record is from RefSeq and is a predicted model, not a curated record. Gene Ontology annotation, biological process: DNA replication, removal of RNA primer.
GUUACUGUUUGUUUUUAAACGUAGAGUGUAACUCAUUUUUCAGUAACUGUUGUUAUGAGCUGCUACAACUUCACGCUUUAAAUAUGUACAGCUUAAAUCAUGUAUUUAUUAUACGGAUAUGUUAAAUCUAAUUCUCAGACUUGACGUAAUGAACAAUCUGAUCAGCUUUUUCAAUGUUGUACGCAGAACCGUGAGUCUGGCGACCGCUGAGAUGGUCAAAGGGAAGUAUUUCUACGCUGUAAGAAAAGGAAGGAUACCUGGUGUUUACAGUUCUUGGAAUCAAUGUAAGGCUCAAGUUGACAAAGUCCCAGCAGCUAGCUUUAAGAAGUUUGCUUCAGAGGAGGAGGCCUGGGCAUUUGUGGCCAGCAGUGCUUCGAAGCUGGGUGCAGCAUCAACAACAGACUCUGCUGACAGCAAUAUAGAUUACACAGACAGUGAAUUAGAAACAAUAUUUGCCAACACUAGCGGAGUGAAGAGACUGUGUGCUGAUUUUUCUGAAGAUGGAGAGCCUUCUGCCAAACGCAGGAAAAGCCCAGAAGAAGAAACUGGAACUGUGUGUGCUACUCAGGCCACAGUUGGCAAAGACAGCUUUACUUACAUGGGGGAUGCUGUGGUGGUCUACACAGAUGGCUGCUGCUCGGGUAAUGGUAAAUCCAAAGGAGCUAGGGCUGGGAUUGGAGUAUACUGGGGGCCAGAUCACCCUAUGAAUGUAUGCGAUAGGUUACCAGGAAGGCCGACUAAUCAGAGAGCAGAGAUACAUGCUGCUUCCCGAGCUUGUGAACAGGCUAAGAGUAUGAAUAUCAAGAAAAUUAUUAUCUACACAGACAGCAUGUUCACAAUCAACGGUGUUACAAAGUGGAUAUCCAACUGGAAGAAGAAUGGCUGGAAGCUAAAAUCAGGAGGGGAGGUCAUUAACAAAGAAGACUUCCAGCGGCUAGAGAAGGGCAUGCAAGAUCUGGAGGUUGUUUGGAUGCACAUUCCAGGCCAUGCUGGUUAUAAAGGAAACGAGGAAGCUGAUCGACUGGCAAAGCAGGGAGCUGACAAGCCAGAGAAUUAGACUAGAUGAAUGUGAUGAAUAGUAGUGACUGGUCUCUUGUAUAUUGUGCAGCUCCUUUUUUUUUUAUUUCUUCUUCUGGAAGCAGUGUCUCCAGGUGCGCUAAACUACUGUUUACCAUAUGUAUCUGUGUAUGAGGGUCAUUUUUAUCACAGAAUCAUACCUUCCCACAACCCACCAACCUUUGUUAAAAAUGUAAAUGGGGUUAUUCUAACACACAGUGAGAAGACAAAAAUGCUUUAGCCAAUCGUGUUAUGAAAGCUGCAAUAGGGGUACCUGUUUUUAUUUAGCGUUUUUGCUUUCUUGUGGUUUUGCAUUGUUUAAGAAAUCUGUCAUUCGUUGUCAAUUCAACCACUGUUCUAUUUUGAUAACCUCAAAUUGACAUGAAACCUUCCUGGCUUUCUGCUCAUGAAGAGGUUAAGAACUGCAUACUGUACUAUGAAGUAAACACUUCUAGUCAAACAGUGGUUUGUGACAAUUAAAAAAAAAAAAAAAAAAAAAAAAAAAAA